This is a messenger RNA of Hordeum vulgare subsp. vulgare (domesticated barley), 1886 nucleotides long. Its product is annotated as protein WRKY1-like. Gene Ontology annotation, molecular function: sequence-specific DNA binding; DNA-binding transcription factor activity. The transcript has 3 exons. NCBI's taxonomy places the organism in Eukaryota, Viridiplantae, Streptophyta, Magnoliopsida, Poales, Poaceae. The coding region runs from base 226 to 1287 and encodes 353 amino acids. The record is from RefSeq and is a predicted model, not a curated record. Gene Ontology annotation, biological process: regulation of DNA-templated transcription.
CGGCUGCAAGAGAAACAAACGACGACGGAGAAUUACUCCCCGGUCUCCCCUUGGCUCCUUCCUUCACACCUUCCGCUAAACCGGUCGCCGCUGGUGCGUGGGGGGCCGAUCGUCGUCCGUCGUCCGUCGCUUCCGAGCCCGUGGCCCCGGGUUCAUCGCGCGCCGCCCCGAGAUCUGCCGCGGCGGGAGCUGCCGAGUAACCGACGUGCCGGUGAGCUUCUCGAAAUGGAGGAAGUGGAGGAGGCCAACAGGAUGGCCGUGGAGAGCUGCCACAGAGUGCUCGGCUUGCUCACCCAGACCCAGGGCCCGGAGCAGCUCCGGAGCAUAGCUCUCGGGACGGACGAAGCCUGUGCCAAGUUCAGGAAGGUGGUCUCCCUCCUCGGCAACGAGCCCUCCGGAGGAACCACCCAUCCUAGAGCCAAGGUUGUCAGCAGGAGGCAGACCCCCGGGUUCCUCAGCCAGAAGGGCUUCUUGGACAACAACACCCCGGUGGUGGUGUUGAACAGCGCACACCCUUCCACCAGCUCCGCGCAGGUGUAUCCUAGAAACAGCAUUUUGGAUUCGCAGCCCGCGCACCCAAUCGGAGGGCCUCCCAAGCUGGUCCAGCCAUUGUCCGCGCAUUUCCAGUUUGGCGAUUCGUCGCGGUAUAAUCAGUUCCAGCACCAGCACCAGCAGCAGCAGCAGAAGAUGCGGGCCGAGAUGUUCAAGAGAAGCAACAGCGGGAUCAACUUGAAGUUUGACAGCCCCAGUGGCACGGGCACAAUGUCGUCGGCGAGGUCCUUCAUGUCGUCUUUGAGCAUGGAUGGCAGCGUGGCCAGCCUGGAUGCCAAGUCUUCCUCGUUUCAUUUGAUCGGCGGGCCUGCUAUGAGCGACCCGGUGAACGCGCAGCAGGCUCCAAGGAGGCGGUGCUCUGGGCGUGGGGAGGAUGGAAAUGGCAAGUGUGCUGCAACUGGCAGGUGCCAUUGUUCAAAGAGAAGCAGGAAGUUGCGGGUGAAGAGGACGAUUAAAGUUCCCGCAAUUAGUAACAAAAUUGCUGAUAUACCUCCAGAUGAAUACUCAUGGAGGAAGUAUGGGCAGAAGCCAAUUAAGGGUUCCCCUCACCCCAGGUAUACUUUUUAUAGUGGAUUUUUUUAUAGUUGUGUAAAUAAAAAAAAGUGCAGAACUGCUCAUCUGAUACUUUGUAGGGUAAAUUUUAUUUUGCUACGAUUUUCUUUACUAUAUUAUACAUUUAUAGAAAGUAGUCGUGAUGAUGCUAUAAUCACCAUAAUGCAUCAACUUUGUUGGUAAAGGUGUGAUGACUUACAUGCUACUAUUAUAGAAUGCACAACUGCAUACAAACCAUGAGCUUACUCAAGUGCCUUGUGAUAACUAAUGUGUCAAUGAUAAUCAGAACACACUUUAUCCAAGGAAUGUGUUUUCUUGGGUGCUGUACAUGUUUGUUUUCUAUCCAAUACGUGAUUCGGUAUCCAUGAGGUGUCGAUGCCUUAAUUGCUACAACAUUAAAUAAUCACUUCGUGGAUGAUGACAUUCUUUCUUUUCUAUGCCACUUUCGGAAAAAAUAUGUCAAUCAUGAGCCUUAAAGCAACCACUUCCCAACCGAGAUCAUGCUAUCGUGAUUCACUUAGUCUCUCUCACUAUAUAAUAAUCCUAUCCAAAUGACUUGCCCUCCAUGUCUCUCGCUUAAAUGGCCUGAUAAUAGAAUACACAAAUAUAGCUAUACAGCAAUGGCAAUCACAUAAAUAUGGUUCUCUGAAUUGGCACAUCUUUUUUUCUCUUUUUAACAAACACUGGAUAUAGAAACAUGUCUCUUUGUACUUCUAUUUUUGUUUCAAACCCAACAUGUUGCUAAUUUUGAUUUGUCCCUGGAGAAGACUAACCAAUGGCUG